CGACGGUAAUAAGAGUCCUUCGCUUAAGUAAAACGAGUGCUCGUCGAGUCUCUCUCUCUCUCUCUAUCUCUAUCUUUAUUUCUAUCUCUGUCUAUCCCUAUCUCUCUCUCUCUCUAUUUCUCUCUAUCUCUAUCUCUCUCUUGUUAAAACGAACAUUUCUCUCGAUGCAAGCCCGUGUCGAUGCAACCAAUGAUCGUGCUAUGGCGGAAGCUCAACCGCUUACUCGCUGUUGAGUUGUGAAUUUGAAUCCGUCGCGCGGAAUAAACGCACCCUCGUUUUCUUCCGCGUUUCCUACAGCUUAUAUAGCCCUCUCCUUGGUGGCACGUUCAUCAUCGAUAACAAGCCAAGAGAACGAGAGACGACGAUGACGACGACACUACCUGUUCCCGCAUACUAAUUCUCUUAGUCAAGGUGCCAUGUCAUCGUCCUUUACCGCUUUUCAACAUUCUCGAUUUCCCUUUGACAAUUGAUUAACCUUUCGUACGAGACCAUUUUUCUCAAUGAACUUUCUUCCACUGCGACAUUUGAUCUUUUAUUUUGAUACCGAUUACUGAAUCACAGAUUGAUCAGAAUCUCUUGAUUUUUGAGAUAUUACCAUUUGAGAUAUUUGCGUGAUUGUUUCCUUUUCUCUUCUUUUUUUAUUUCUACGUAUCUGAGUAUAUAAUUUUCUGAGUUUGAUCUGAGUUUAAUGCACUAUGACGUUUCGUUGCGAACAAGUUUCUAGGAAAAUCAUACCGGUUGAAUUAGAUUUAAUUGAAAUCCUCGUACGUUGUCGGAUAUUAGAAAUAAUCUAAUCGUCCUUUACGAGUAUCUUUCUUUUGCAUAGUGAUAUCGAUUCGAAGGAAACCGGCAAGCAAGGAUUCUAAUCGUAGUGAAAUAAUUAAACCCUAGGAAGGAGAACGAGGGAGAAGGAGGAAAAGGAGGAGGAGAAGGAGGAGGAGGAAGAGGGGGAGGAGCAAGAAGAAGAGGAGGAGAGAAAGAGGAAGGGAAAGCACGUAAAUCGUUAAGAGGUCGUUGAACCUGAUAAAUUAGGAAGUUCAUAGAUACAGCCGACUCUUUGUGAGAGCUCACACUUUGGAGAGUUUUACGAAAGCAAGAGAGAAAGAGACAAAAAAGAGGGCGAUACCUUUAAAAAGAGAAACUGUUGGAAUCGCGAGAGUGUUCAUGAAGUACCGAAGAGGAAGAAGACAACGACGGAAACGAUUCGAAAGUUUCUGCCAGACUUUGCAAUGCUAUUGCUCUCAUACAACCGUGCACGGCUUGAAAUAUGUCUCGAAUAAAGAAUUAAGUUUCCUCGAAAGACUUUUCUGGCUGUUUAUAGUCGUUCUCUCGUCGAUUUUUGCCAUUGGAACGAUCUACAUGAUAGCCGAAGAAUUUCAGACUUAUCCAACGUCCUCCAGCAUAGAGUCGACGAAUUACAAAAUUUCUGGCAUACCAUUCCCAAGUGUGGUCAUUUGUCCGAACCAGCACAUUGAUUGGAAAACAGCGAUGGAUCUCGAGAAGAAAAUCUUCUCUAAUUCCACGAAAGAAAGCAGCGUCACGACCUUUCGCGAACUACUACAGAAACUAUCGAUCAUAAGUUUCGGUGACUUCGAUCUUCUGAUGUUCCUAAAGGAUCGAGAUCUUGACGAACUCGCUGAUAUCAACGUUACGAGAAUACUUCUGGAAACGAUACCAAAGUGUUCGGAUCUCCUUUCUCGUUGUUGGUGGCGAAACUCCUACCGUGACUGCUGUGAGAUCUUCGAGGUUCAAAAGACAGAGUACGGCUUUUGUUACUCCUUCAACUCGGAGUUGUCUGAAGAACGGAGAGAUCAAACUAAAGACAAGGAAACGCGACCGCGAAGAACAUCUGGUUACGGCGAAUGGAGUGGCGUUCAACUGACGAUGAAUUUGGAGAAUAUAAAUAAACCACCAAACUCCAAAGAAAUGGACGGUGGAUACGUGAUGAUACAAGGACCGAGAGUUUGGCCUAACAGCGGCACCAUGACACCAGUCGGCGUUGUUCUCAGUAUCGCUUUAGACUGCAUCUCGGGAUAUGCGACACAACGAGUCCUCGAGCUCGACGACGACAGGAUGCCGUGCAAAUACGACGAGAACGGACUCUACAACCAGCAAACCUGCAUAUCUUUUUGCAAGCGAGCUUACGCGGUCAAGUACUGCGGCUGCAACCCGUCCUUUCUAUUUCCAUCCACUACUACCAUUCGUGAUUGCAAUAUCAAAGAUUUGAUUUGUCUUGCGGAAAAUAACGAUAUAUUCAAUUCGUAUUAUCUGCUGCAAGACAAACAAAUAGUCGAUGACAAACCAGGAAUGCUAUGCGAUUGUCCACCAGAAUGCGAAUAUUAUUUCUACAAACCACGGUUGACGGUAGUACCGAUAUCACGAAGCAAGGAUAUCGUCGUGGACAUACAUUUCGAGACGCAAACGAGCUUUCGAUAUAAGACCGACAUUGUCUUAACGAAACUCGACCUCCUUGUAUCCUUCGGUGGUAUUAUCGGCUUGUUCCUCGGAGGUUCUCUCCUAAGCGCGGUGGAGCUCAUUUACUAUCUUCUAGUUCUCCUGUAUUGUUGUGUUUCUUCCUGGUACAAGUCGGCUAAGCGAAAAGUUAACGUCCAAGGAGAGAGCGAAGCUGUGGUAACGGUAAUUCCAAGAUUACCUAUUCUGGAUUAUGGACCCCUGAAAUCGCAAUCGAGGAAGAUUCCGAAUCUACUCGUCUACGAUUACGCGAAGCAGAAACCCGACAGAUAUUGAAGCAAUCACGGUUACCAGCUUUACUCGGAAUAUCAUCACUUGCUUGGAUUUCAGACUUUUAAUAAAGAAAUUUUCUCCAAGUUGCUAUUAUCAUCGUUAUUAAUAAUGAAAGAAAUUAUUAAUAUACAUAUGUACGUACCGAAUACAAUUUUAA
Vespula vulgaris is the source of this 2902-nucleotide messenger RNA. Its product is annotated as pickpocket protein 19-like. Gene Ontology annotation, molecular function: ligand-gated sodium channel activity. The transcript has 7 exons. Gene Ontology annotation, cellular component: membrane. Lineage: Eukaryota; Metazoa; Arthropoda; Insecta; Hymenoptera; Vespidae. The record is from RefSeq and is a predicted model, not a curated record. Gene Ontology annotation, biological process: sodium ion transmembrane transport. The coding region runs from base 1165 to 2748 and encodes 527 amino acids.